Messenger RNA from Clupea harengus (Atlantic herring), 1305 nucleotides. RefSeq names its product phospholamban 1 (gene pln1). Gene Ontology annotation, biological process: negative regulation of ATPase-coupled calcium transmembrane transporter activity; negative regulation of calcium ion import into sarcoplasmic reticulum; negative regulation of heart rate. Gene Ontology annotation, molecular function: ATPase inhibitor activity. NCBI's taxonomy places the organism in Eukaryota, Metazoa, Chordata, Actinopteri, Clupeiformes, Clupeidae. The record is from RefSeq and is a predicted model, not a curated record. Gene Ontology annotation, cellular component: sarcoplasmic reticulum; membrane.
CCCUCUCUCCACCCCUCUCUAUGAUAUCUCUCCCCCUAAGCACCACACGGACUCCACACAGCUUCCAGAGACCCUGACCAACCAGUCGUGAGCAGCCCCAGAUACUGCGUGCUUCUAGCGGACUCCUGUGAGCCGAGCCCUGCCUUUCUCCACUUCUGUGGUUGGACUCCCCUUGGACGCCCUGACUCCACGCCUCUUCACACAGCAGCCAGCUCUGCCCCACGAAGCCACUGGUCACCCCUGUCAACCACCUGUCCUGUCCUAUCCAAUCACAUCACAUCACGGUCACGUUUCCUGCUGCUUUCUCUCUGCCAAAACUCUCUUUGGCACUCCCCACUUUGCCUGUUCUUCUUCUCUUCCCCUCACAUCUCUCCUUCUUCCCCUCUUCUCCUGACCGCUAAACUAACAGCUACCUGCACCCCUAUAACUGACAAAUCUGCCCUCUCCUCCAACCACUCACUGGCUGGCUGUCCAUCUUCACCAAUCAGGCAUGGAGAAAGUGAGUCACAUGACGCGCAACGCCAUCCGCCGGGCGUCCACCAUGGAGAUCCCCCCGCACGCCAAGCGCAACAUGCAGGAGCUCUUCGUCAACUUCUGCCUCAUCCUCAUCUGCCUCCUGCUCAUCUACAUUAUCGUCCUACUGAUCUCUUUCUACAGCACCUUAUGAACCGGAGGAGAGAGGAUGGUAUUGACCGCCCUUCUGUGAAACGACCAAUCACCAGCUCUUCUUGCCAGUAGCCUUGACGGUGGAGCUCUGCUUCGAGAUAUUUGACCGCCACUUCCACAACGCCCCCUCCGCUGCUGCACGAAACCUCGUCCGACUUUGAGGGCUCUCGCCUGGGAUCUUGUCAGCCGUCCUUCCCCCCCCCCAGCACCUACCUUGGAACCAUGGAUCUGGUGAACAACCGCGGGCUGAACCUCAUGCUCAACUUCCUGCUCAUCGUGGUGGUGUUAAUGCUCUUGCUCAUACUGGUCAGGCUCAUGUGACAUGCGCCGGCCAAUCAGAUCAUGACUUCACAUGAGGGGUGGGCAGAAGAAGGAAGGGGAUGGGGUACCUAGGUCCAAUAGGGUUAUAUAUACGGGGGGCACAAACUAAUGAUCAACAUCGACACAUCGAUCCCAAUCACUCGGUCUCUUAAAAUCUGUGAUAUCAGAUCAAUCCAAUACUGACACAAUUGGGUAUGUUAAAAAGGAAAAUACAUCUAGGCUAACUGGAUUUCUCCCCACCAGAUCCAGCACACAAAUCUUCACAGCAGAUCCAUACACAGAAGAUAAUUACAUAAUUCAUAAAAGCUUGACGCUUAA